This is a messenger RNA of Orcinus orca (killer whale), 1899 nucleotides long. It is a transcript of the gene HNF1A, whose product is annotated as HNF1 homeobox A. Gene Ontology annotation, molecular function: DNA-binding transcription factor activity, RNA polymerase II-specific; RNA polymerase II cis-regulatory region sequence-specific DNA binding. The transcript has 10 exons. NCBI's taxonomy places the organism in Eukaryota, Metazoa, Chordata, Mammalia, Artiodactyla, Delphinidae. Gene Ontology annotation, cellular component: nucleus. Bases 1 to 1899 code for a protein of 632 amino acids. Gene Ontology annotation, biological process: insulin secretion; regulation of transcription by RNA polymerase II; pancreas development. The record is from RefSeq and is a predicted model, not a curated record.
AUGGUUUCUAAACUGAGCCAGCUGCAGACGGAGCUCCUGGCGGCCUUGCUCGAGUCGGGCCUGAGCAAAGAGGCGCUGAUCCAGGCGUUGGGUGAGCCGGGGCCCUACCUGCUGGCCGGAGACGGUCCCCCGGACAAGGGGGAGUCCUGCGGUGGCGGCGGUCGAGGGGAGCUGGCUGAGUUGCCCAACGGGCUGGGGGAGACGAGGGGCUCCGAGGACGAGACGGACGACGAGGGGGAAGACUUCACGCCGCCCAUUCUCAGAGAGCUGGAGAACCUCAGCCCCGAGGAGGCAGCCCACCAGAAAGCCGUGGUGGACACCCUGCUGCAGGAGGACCCAUGGCGUGUGGCUAAGAUGGUCAAGUCCUACCUGCAGCAGCACAACAUCCCGCAGCGGGAGGUGGUCGACACCACCGGCCUCAACCAAUCUCACCUGUCCCAGCACCUCAACAAGGGCACCCCCAUGAAGACACAGAAGCGAGCCGCCCUGUACACCUGGUACGUCCGCAAGCAGCGAGAGGUGGCCCAGCAGUUCACCCACGCAGGGCAGGGUGGGCUGAUUGAAGAGCCCACGGGCGAUGAGCUACCAACCAAGAAGGGUCGGAGAAACCGUUUCAAAUGGGGCCCAGCAUCCCAGCAGAUCCUGUUCCAGGCCUAUGAGAGGCAGAAGAACCCCAGCAAGGAGGAGCGGGAGGCGCUGGUGGAGGAGUGUAACAGGGCGGAGUGCAUCCAGAGGGGGGUGUCACCCUCACAGGCGCAGGGGCUGGGCUCCAACCUCGUCACAGAGGUGCGCGUCUACAACUGGUUUGCCAAUCGGCGCAAGGAAGAAGCCUUUCGGCACAAGCUGGCUAUGGACACGUACAGCGGGCCGCCACCAGGGCCAGGCCCAGGCCCUGCGCUGCCUGCCCACGGCUCCCCUGGCCUGCCCCCACCGGCCCUCUCCCCUGGUAAGGUCCACGGAGUGCGCUAUGGACAGCCUGCAACCAGUGAGGGGGCGGAAGUGCCCUCAAGCAGUGGUGGUCCCUUGGUGACAGUGUCUGCACCCCUGCAUCAAGUGUCCCCCACGGGUCUGGAGCCCAGUCACAGUCUGCUGAGCACAGAAGCCAAAUUGGUCUCGGCCACUGGGGGCCCCUUGCCCCCUGUCAGCACCCUGACAGCACUGCACAGCUUGGAGCAGACAUCCCCGGGCCUCAACCAGCAGCCCCAGAACCUCAUCAUGGCCUCGCUUCCCGGGGUCAUGGCCAUAGGGCCUGGUGAGCCUGCCUCCCUGGGCCCCACGUUCACCAACACGGGCGCCUCCACCCUGGUCAUUGGCCUGGCCUCCACGCAGGCACAGAGCGUGCCGGUCAUCAACAGCAUGGGCAGCAGCCUGACUACCCUGCAGCCCGUCCAGUUCUCGCAGCCUCUGCACCCUUCCUACCAGCAGCCGCUCAUGCCCUCCGUGCAGAGCCACGUGGCCCAGAGCCCCUUCAUGGCCACCAUGGCCCAGCUGCAGAGCCCCCAUGCCCUCUACAGCCACAAGCCUGAGGUGGCCCAGUACACCCACACGGGCCUGCUUCCACAGACCAUGCUCAUCACCGACACCACCAACCUGAGCGCCCUGGCCAGCCUCACGCCCACCAAGCAGGUCUUCACCUCAGACGCUGAGGCCUCCAGUGAGCCCGGGCUUCACACACCAGCGUCCCAGGCUGCCACCAUCCACAUCCCCAGCCAGGACCCUGCUGGCAUCCAGCACCUGCAGCCCACCCAUCGGCUCAGCGCCAGCCCCACUGUGUCCUCCAGCAGCCUGGUGUUGUACCAGAGCUCCGACUCCACCAACGGCCAUAGCCACCUGCUGCCAUCCAACCACAGCGUCAUUGAGACCUUCAUCUCCACGCAGAUGGCCUCUUCCUCCCAGUAA